CUCCCGAGGCUCCGCCUCUUCCGACAGCCCCCCGCCCCUUCAGCCCACGUGUGGGCCACAGGUGCCUGUCGGGUCUCCCCCGGUGUCCUCUUGUCAGGUCCCGGGGUGUGUGGGUCCCGGCGCGUCCCCGCCCUCUCGGCCAUGGGGGUCCCCAAAAGGAAGGCUGCGGGCGGCCGGGAAGGUGGAGCUACCCCUGCGGGCGCAGCCAAGCGAGCCCGCACCGAAGAGCUCACGGGCGUGCGCUUCAAGACUCAGCUGAGAGACGCGCAGGGUGCGGGGCCGGCCUUGGAAGCAUUUGUUUCUGCUGCCAAGAAGCUACCUCGAGAGGAUGUGUACGAUGUCGUGGAGGGAUACAUCAAAAUUUCUGUCGAGUGUGCCGAGAUUUUCCAGCUUCUGAGUGGGGAGAAGCGCCCUGAAAGUGAGAUGCUAUUAAUAUUUCAAGUUUUCGAGGCCAUAUUAUUGCGGACGGCCAGUGAUCUCUCCCAUUUUCACGUGGUGGGAACCAACAUCGUGAAAAAGCUCAUGAAUAACCACAUGAAGCUCCUCUGCGAGUCCCUGUAUGCCUCGGGUUACAAGAUGGCUCGCGCCUGCCUGAACCUGAUGGCCGCCAUGGUGACCCAGGGUCCCGAGGCCGCCAGGGACGUCUGCAGCCACUUUGAUCUGAAUAAAAAGACCUUGUACACCCUGGCGACCAAGAGGGAUUCAAAGGGAGUGCAUGACGUCCGGCUGGCCUACAUUCAGUUCGCCCUUUCCUUCCUGAUCGCCGGGGACGACAGCACGAUCGUGCAGGUGCUGGAGUUGAAAGAGUUUCUCCCUUGCAUUUUUAGCUCAGGCAUAAAGGAAGAUAGGAUUUCUACCAUCAAUAUUUUGUUAUCCACACUGAAAACAAAGGUGGUUCACAAUAAAAAUAUCACAAAAACCCAGAAGGUACGCUUCUUUACCGGGCAAGUGCUGACCCACAUAGCGUCUCUCUACAACUGGAAGGGGAUUGUCGACGUGAGCCCGGAGCAUGUCGAGGCCUCUGCUGAAGACGCAGGGAAGACCAUGGUGAGGCAGCUGGUUCACAACUUCCUGAUGGACCUCUGCUGUUCGCUCAAGCACGGGAUUAAUUUUUACGACGCGUCUCUCGGUACCGUGGGCAGAGGAGGAAACCUGACUCUCCUGCACUUCCUGUUGGGUUUGAAAACUGCAGCGGAUGACGAGCUGGUCGCCGAACUCGUGGUGAACAUCCUGAAAGUGUGCCCGGACCUCCUGAACAAGUAUUUUAAGGAAGUGACGUUUUCCUUUCUCCCAAGGGUGAAGUCCACCUGGUCAAACAAUAUCAAACUGCUCAACAAGAUCUAUGCCGCCCAGCCGGACAUCUCCCGGGCCUUUCAGACCAGAGAGUUCAUCCCCUUGCCGCGGCUCCUGGCGAUGGUGAUGGUGACCACCGCGCCCCUGGUGUGCAGUAAGAUCAUGUUCACCCAGGCCUUGAACUUGGACAGCAAAUCAGUGAAACACACAGCUCUGUCCCUCAUUUCCGUCAUUCUGAAGAGAGCCCUGAAGACAAUUGUAUGCCUGGAUAAAGAGGCCUGGCAGGAGUCGAGCGUGUACACGGCUGCUGCGAUGGAGGACUUCGUGCGGCUCUUCAGAGAGGCCCUGAGCAAGAUUUUACCCGACCUGAACGCUGUCGUGUGGGUCUGGCAGUCACUCCGAAAGCAGGAGACGGAACAGGAUGACGAGAAAGGGAAGAAAAAAGGCAGCAGGACUCCUGCCUGCGUGCUCCCCAGAGCGAGGCCCCCGGAGGGCGGGGGCAGGCACUGCUCCAUGUCCCCAUUGUUCCGACAAGGACGCGAAAGCACAGGGAGACAGAGUAGCCAUGACGCCGAAACCAUUCUCCUGAAAGCUGCUCUGCUCCAGGUCAUCUGUCUCUACCAGCAGGUGGUCCCGCACGUGGUUAUGCAGUAUAACUUCGACUUCAGCAAGCUCCUGAAAGGUGUCAUCUCCGAGGAGGGCCUUCGCCAGGAGGCGCCACCCAUCCUGCAGCACCACAUCCUGAAGGUGGCACUGGAACUGCCUGCCAGCAAGUUUCUGUGGUUAAAGGCCCAGGAAGGCCCAGAUGCGGAAAUCAUUGGCGGAAAACGGUCCGUGUUUUACUUACUGAUGAAAAUGUUUGUGACCAGCAGCCACUUGCACCUCAAAUCAUCAACCAAACUUCUGAUCGUGAAGAUCCUGCGGGACACGGGCGUGUUUGAGCACACCUGGCAGGAGCUGGACCUGUGGCUGGAGCACUUGGAUGACACGGCGGAGGAGAACAAGGAGGCCGUGAUUCAGUUCUUGGAGCGAGUGCUUCUGACAUUGGUGGCAAAUCCCUAUUCGUACACGGACAAAGCCUCUGACUUUGUCCAGGAAGCCAGCACCCUGCAGGCCACCACGACAAAGCAGGACGCCGAUGACGUCAGCAUUCCCAUCUCCCACAUUGACGAUGUUCUCGACAUGGUGGACGUCCUGGUGGAGGGCAGCGAAGGCUUGGAUGAGGAGAUCGGAGUCUCCCUGAGUGAAGACAUGGUCCUGCUCACGUUCCCGUUCAGUGCGGUGGUCCCCGCAGCCCUGGAAGCCAGGAAUAAGUUGCUCCUUGGGGCCGAAAAUGAAGCAGGCGAAGGCGUCGUGGCGUACCUGACAGGCGUGCUGACGGACCUCCUCCACACCCAGAGAGACCCGCUGGCCCUGUGUCUUCUGCUUCAGUCUUACGACAAGUUGGAGCCUCCGGUCCCGCCUUACUGCCGUCAGCUGGCCCAGUUCAACAGAUACUACAGCCUCUGGAUCCCGGAGCCAGCCCGAGAGGCCCUGCCACUGCAGACGUCGGGCAGCCCAGCAACCCCAGUGCCCCCGGCCCCCUCCUUCUCCACCCUGCUGCAGUCGGCCUACGCGGGCCAGGGCGCGCUCCCACUCCUGGACGAGGGGGUUCAGGCGCAGCUGCAGGCCGCCCUCCCACACCUCCCGAUGCACCAGGCCCUGCGCUCGGCCAAGCACCUGCUGCUAUACGUCCGGAGCACCGUGGAGAACUUCGGCCAGCUGGGUAGGAGUACAGGGCCUCGCCUGCUGCAGCUCCUCCUGGACCUCCUCAGGCGCCUGCUCGUCCACUGUGAGCAGCUGGAUGCCCAGAACCAGCAGCAGUGCCAGGCCGCCCAGGCCGAAUCCGACCUCUUUUUGGAUAUGGAGUCCGUGGCCUCGUGGGAUCUGGCCAAUGACAAGACCCUGGAGCAGGUGCUCGUGGCCAUCCUCAGACAUCCCACGCUGGAGGCCUGGUUCCUGGCCCUGGAGCAGCAGGCCCUCCCUCCGCACACCCUCAGCCCCAUCCUCGUGAAGCUCCUGGCGGCCCAGCUCAGCGCGGGGGUCCUGCCGCUACUGGUGGCGAGUGCCCCCAUCCUCCGGAGCAUCGGUCAGCUGGGCCUCCUGGCCAGGUACUCAGAGGCCAUCACCCAGAGCGUGCUCAGAGAGCUGCGGAACCGGAGGGCCAGCUCGGCCACACCGCCACCAAAGACCCUUCCCCAGCUGGAAGCCCUGCAGGCGCUGCAUCCGUACAUGGAGGGCACCCAGCUCCGGGAGGUCACCCUGGCUCUGCUGAGCCUGCCUGAGGCCCACCUCGUAGCCCAGCGGCCCACCAAGUCCCCCAAGAAGGAGAGGCACCUGAGCGCUCUUGGGAAAACCCUGGUCCAGCUGCUGACCAGCAGCCCUGAGGAUCAGCUGCAGAGUGGCCAGCUCCUCUGGGCCUCUGAGUACAUGAGAAGCCUGGGCGCUCUGCUGCCCACGCUGGCCGUGGAUGAGCUGGACGCCGUGCUCCUCCACGCGCUGCAGAGAGAGCCCGCACUGGCCCCCGUGCUCAGGGUUGACCUGCUGGACUACUGCCUGGCCCGGCGGACGCGGGCGGCCCUGGACGCCGUGGCGCUGCUCCUGCAGCACAGCUGUCCCCACCUGCUGUGGUUUGAGAGCUGGUGCAGGCGGGCCGGCUCGGGGCCCUGCCUGCAGGAGGCCCUGGACGACUUCCUGCCCCUCAUCCGUGUGUACCUUCAGUGCAGGACUCAGGGACCCUUCACGCGCCCCGCAGGAGUGUCCUCGGCCGUCAUUCCUGUCCUGAGGAAGGCCCUGUGGAGGCCGCUGCAGACCAGGCUUCUCAGGGCUGAUGGGCCCCCAGAGUCGGGGCUGCAUCAGGAGAUCCUGGCCCAGCUGGUCCCAUUUGCAAGAGCCAAGGGCCUCCAUGUCCUCAUGGACCGCUUGCCCAGCUUGCUCCAAGCUCCAGACUGUCACAAGAGCUGGGUCGUGGCCGACGCCAUCUCGGCCGUUCUGGAAGGGUCGGCAGAAGAGCUGCGUGACUGGAAGAAGACUCUGCUUGAGGUCUGCGUACAGUGGCUGGUGGCGUCCUUCGGUGGCAGCCAGCACGGCGAUGGUACCCAGGACCAAGAGAAGCAGAUGCUGUUGAGAUUAAACGAACUGUUGAAUUCACUUAAUGAAGUUGAUCCUGGUGCCUGGCAGAAAUUUGUGAAGACUGGGCUCAAAUUUCGGUAUCAGGACUGUGCCUUUCUAAAGGCCCUCUGUGCCGCCGUGGAGCGCCUGUAUCUCCCGGGAAGCUCCGUGCGCCCGCAGCUCACCCAGCUCCGAGUAAUCCACAUGAUGCUCACGCAGCACUCCCUGUUCCUGCCGACUCUGCUGAGGACCGGCGAGGAGGGCAGCCCCGACAGUCCUGUGAGAGAAGCGCUGGUGGACCUGAUGUCCUUGCUGGUGAGGCUGUGCCCCUCUGUCUGCGAGAACAGCCACUUCGCGGUGCUCCUCGGGGCCUACGGCGCCUCGCUCAGCGUCCUGGACCAGAAGAUUUUACUUCUCCUCCGGGCGUAUGAACGGAACAACCUCAGCCUCAUCAACUUCAGGGUGCUGCUGUGGGGCCCCGCGGCCGUGGAGCAUCACAAGACGUGCCGGAGCCUGGGCACGUCGCUGUGGAAGCAGCCGAGCGUCGGGGACAUCCUCCGCCUGCUGGACCGGGACCGCGUGAUGAGGACCGUCCUCCACUUCCCCCAGAAGCGGAGGCUGCUGCCCCCCGAGGACGCACAGGAACCCAUUUUCAAAGACAGGAGCACAGUGGACCUCAGUGACCUCUACGACCCCUGUUUUCUCCUUCAUCUCUUCAGUGAAUUGACCAGGCCAGAAUUUGUGGUGGAUUGUCGCAAAUUUGUGGAUUCAAAUGCCCUGGGCCUAACGGUCACGGCCCUCAGCAGCUACGACCCCCAGAUGCGAGCCGCGGCCUACUCCGUCCUGGCGGCCUACUACUCCCACGUGGAGGGGGCGCGGUUCCGGGAGCAGUCCCAGGUGCUGUACCUGCUGGACGUGGUCCGGAACGGGAUCCGAACUCCGAACAUGAGACUCACCUUCACCUUGACGCUCUUCAUUGCCAAGGCAGCCUUGCAGAUUUUGAAACCAGAGGAGCACAUGUACUUGAAGGUGAACAAGUUCCUGCUGUCCCACGAGAACCUGAACAUGAACAAGGUUCCAGGCUUCUACCAGUUCUUCUACAGCUCGGACUUCGAGCAAAAGACGGAACAGGAGUGGGUGUUUGGGAUUCUGCGCCAGGGGAUGCGGGACAAGCACUGCUACGAGCUCUGCGCCAGGCGGGGCGUCCUCCACGUCGUCCUGUCCUUCUUCAGCAGCCCGCUGUGCGACGACACGGCCAGGAAUUGGAUUUUGGAAAUUCUGCAGAGUGCCGCCCGGGAUGCCAAAUCUGCCUAUGAGAUCCUGCGGGACUACAGCCUCUUAACGUGGAUUCUGCACAUCCUCGAGAGCAAGUUUCUGGAGACUCAGCUGCUCUGCAACGUCAUCUCCCUGCUGCACACGCUGUGGGUGACCAACCUGGGGGACAAAGGAGAGGAGGUGGGGGAGCAGCCUCCUUGCACGCUUGGGUCCCAGGAGCCCCCGAAGCUGCUGGCCCUGCACAUGGUCAACGAGUUCCUCUACGUUCUCCUUGCACUCACGAAGCACCUGAGGCCCACCCUGGCCUCGGCCCAGCUGGCCGACUUCUUCGGGGCGCUGGACUCCGUGCUGAGGUACCGGGCCACCGUUCUGCAGGCCUUCAAGGCCAUGAACCGCUUCACCGUGAACGAGACCGUGCUGUCCACCAGGGAUGUCCUCGUCCUCCUGCACAAGUGGAGCCUCAUCGAGAAGGAUGUCCGGCUCCAGGAGGACCUGAGAGCUACCGCGGAGAAGCACCAAGUCAGGGAGCUGCUGAAAAUGCUCAAGGAGAAGAACAAGCCCGUCGUGCCAGCCCGAGCCAAAGGCCGGAAGAGGAGGCCCGGGGAGGUGGAGGAGGCAGCCGACCCCGAGCUGCCGGCGUCCACCUUGGAAGCGUGCAAGGGCCACGUGCGCUCCAUCCUGACCCACUGGGGCCCGGCCUUCCCCGGCCCGGGAUCCGAGAGCGAGGCCGCGGGCCCCGUGUGCGCCGUCACCUCCCUGGUGGCCGUCUGGCUGCUGCGCUCGGCGGCCCAGAGCCCGCCCAGCGGAGCCGAGACCGCGGGCCUCCUGCGCUGGCUGCGGAGCCACGUGCUGCCGCGGCCGGCCGUCGCGGGCCACCUCCUCGGGGAUGACUCCGUGCGGAGCGGCCUCUUUAGGCUGUACAGCCGGCUGGGCGGCGCCCAGGGGCCGGCGGGGCCCGAGCAGAGCGUGGCCUGCCUGUUCAACGAGGUCAUGCUGCAGCUGGUGGCCGCCCGGGGCCCUGUGGGGACCCCCCUGCAGCUGGCGGUGGAGGCCCUGCACCGCUCUUCUCUGCACGAGGAGGAUGAGGCCGAGCGAGCCACCGCAGCAUUCCUGGUGUCGCUGUACAUUAAGGACAUCUGGCUGGGGGCCCAGCGCCCUGAGAGCCUCUUGACCCACGUCCGGAUGGUCCUCGAUGCCACAGAGGACCGGCAGGCUGGUGACGAGGAGCCCAUCAUCAGGCUCUGCAGGGACCUCACCGCGGCCGCCCCCGACGCUUGACCCCCUGCCAGCCUGCUCCUCUGGCUCCAGGUUGUAGGAGUUGGGUUGAGUCACGGAGGCCCUGCGAGAUGAUGAGCUCUGUGUAUUGACUGGGUGUCCUGACCAGAAAAGUCGGCUCAAGGGACCGUGUGUGAGAAGUGGUCAGAGUUACAGUGGGUUGGGGACCUUCGAGCCCUGAGCCCCGCUCAGGGAAGACCCUUCCUCUUAGAGGUUCACUGUUCCUCAGAAAAAUACCUCAAAUUGAGGUAGCACUUCUGAGCGCUUAAGGGAUUCAUGGAUACUAAAGCUGCAAUGUUGAAAAAUCUAUCAGAGAUGUUUCAGGUUUUCUUUUUAUAAGAAGUCCUAGCUAAGCUUCGUGUAACUUUUUAAAGAAAUAAGCCCUGCCAGUAUUGUGUUAAUUAUUUUCUUAAAUAAAAGGAUGUUAACACUGAAUCCUUAAAGUAUAAAACUGUUUUGACUUCUGCUUUGGAAAGACAGCCUGUAUUUUCUAAAAUUGUGUUUCAAAAAGGGGAUUGUAAAUUUCAUAACUCAUUAAUAAAUGUCUAUUUUUCUUAGG
Sus scrofa (pig) is the source of this 7552-nucleotide messenger RNA. Lineage: Eukaryota; Metazoa; Chordata; Mammalia; Artiodactyla; Suidae. The record is from RefSeq and is a predicted model, not a curated record.